AAACUUCAAUCCUCUUUCCCAAACCAGAAUUUCUAACGUACGUCUCAGUACUGUGCUUUGUAAAAGACAAUACUAUGGCCAACCAUGAGAUCCUUUUGCCCGAAAAUGUAGAGCAAACCAUGAAUGGUGUACUGGUCCUUUUAAGCGUGCCAUCCAUGUCAGAUGAUUCUCUCCAAAAUCGUGAUCGUUUACAACAGUUUUUCUCCGACAUCAAAAUAAUUCUUGAGGUUUCGUUCCGUAUGGUUGACAAUGUUUUACUGGGUACUGAUCAUCCUCCUCAUCAAGACCUGGAGAGACAGGAUUUGGAGGGCUACAGCUACGACAGUUCUGAUGAUCUAUUGGGCAAACUCCAGCAAAUUUCGUCCGAGCUGGCUGCAUGCAAGGCUCCUGGCGGGGGAAAUGAACUCAAAACAACAAUUUCCAUACUAAACAAGCUCUCAAGCUGUUCAUGGGCUGAGAAGGCAGUCCUGGUAAUUGCGGCUUUUGCUUUGGACUAUGGAGAUUUCUGGGGCCUUGCGCAGUUAGAUGACUCUCUGGACCAUCUGGCCAAGUCAGUGGGAAUCACAAACCGUGUACCUGCCAUGUCAAAACGCCCAGACCUUAAAAAAUGCCAGAAAGUGAUUGAGGUGCGCAAGUUGAUUGAGAACACGUUGGAAGUAAUAAGAAAGAUUCUAGUGUUGGAACAGAUAUCUGAGUUGGCAGAAAAGUACUACAAAAAUACACUUGCAACGGCAACUUUGGCAAAAUGUAUCCCAGUGCAUGUCUUUUGGGCUAUCAUGACUGUUGUUGCUUGCGCGACUCAAAUGUAUUGCCUUAGCAGUGAUGAGGACAAGACACUGGAUCUAUCUCCCUUGUCUGAGAAGAUGAACAGAACCCGGAACAUACAAGAGACGCAGGAAGAAGAAUUCGAACAACAAAGAGAGGAAGUGGACAAAUAUUGGAAAACGACGGAACUUCCAGAAACACCUACAAAAAUUGUGGUGGCUUUCAAGGCAAUGGUUGGAAGUUGUAUUAUUCACGGUUCUACCAAAAAAUUGCUGAGUAUCGAUGUGCUGAAAAAUAAGAAUGUUUUAUUGUUCAUUUCGGGCGUCAUGGACAUCUCCGUCGAAGAAAUCUCGAUUUUAAAGCCCAUUUUUGAUGGGAUAAGAGAUAAGGAUGAACCGUAUAAAAUUGUAUGGAUCCCAAUAGUGGAGCAUUGGACCGAUGACAUGCAAGCGAAGUUCGACAUGUUGCAGUCCAAAAUGCCGUGGUACAUAUUGCAGGGUUUUCCAACAACAGUAGACAUUACGAAUGAAUAUUGCAGCUUAAAGAAUAAGCCUAUCGUCGUGGUGAUAAACCCACAAUGGGAGGUGGAGCAUCCAAAUGCUCUCCGCAUGAUUCGGCUAUUCGGAAUGAAGGCCUUCCCUUUCACGGCGGAAGCUGAAAAGGCGAUAAUGCCUGAAGGAUUGCGUCAUCAAUGUAGGGGGUUUAGGAUGCCACGGACUGGCCCGAUGCAGGUUGAUAGGAAUUACACUUUCAACUAUGGAUUUUCCGUCUCCAGCAGCUUGAGGGAAAGAUUUACUACUGAGUUCAAUAAAAUUUGUGAUUAUAUAAAUUCAAAUGGGUUGAACAUUGUGAUAGAGAAGAAAUUUAUUGGAGAAGGAAGCGGAAUAGGGGAUGUACAAAAACUAGUGAAUGAGAAGCAACGGGAUCCCAAGAAGUUGUUACGUUCCUUCAAAAGUAACAGUGGAUGGGUUGUGCUCUGCAAAGGUACUCGUGGCGACAUAGUAGUCAGUGAUGAUGGGACAACAAUUUUGAAGGUCUUGGAAAAUUUUGAUGAUUGGAAAAAUUAUGUGAAUGAGCGUGGCUACGAUAAAUGUUUCCACGAUUACUACCAAACGCUUUAAUUUAAAGGAGCCUACGUACCAGGAAAUGGACAUCUCAAUCGUUAAUUAUGUUGGAAAGAUCCUGAUCUAGUGUAUGAUGUUUUUUUCGUUUGCAUGCAGUUGUUAUUGUAACCAUUCCGCCACUUAUGUUAGGAAGAUUGAUAUGCAAUAUGCAUCACAUCUUGACUACGUUGGUAAUAAGCAGUGGCCAAUGUUAUGGAAUGGAUCCAUGUCGUUUUUUAAUGUUCUUGUGCGUGUAGCAAUUUUAGAAGUUUUUCAUGCUUAAAACUUUGCAUGUUUUGUUGGUA
This is a messenger RNA of Juglans regia (Persian walnut), 2173 nucleotides long. RefSeq names its product protein SIEVE ELEMENT OCCLUSION B-like. Bases 75 to 1886 code for a protein of 603 amino acids. Gene Ontology annotation, biological process: phloem development. The record is from RefSeq and is a predicted model, not a curated record. The transcript is spliced from 7 exons. NCBI's taxonomy places the organism in Eukaryota, Viridiplantae, Streptophyta, Magnoliopsida, Fagales, Juglandaceae.